AUGGCCAGCGACACCGAAAACGGCUUCAGCUGCCGGGCAAACGGAGACAGCGCGCCGGGGCCGUUGUCCGACCCCGGGGACGGCGUUGGAGGCAGACCAAGCAUGAAGACUCUCGCGCGGCUGUGUAGUAGGGACGAGGAGGAGCGGGCGGCGGCUCUGGAGGAGCUCAGCCGAGGGGUUCUGGUGUGUCUGGGUUUGGACCGGCCCGGUUCGACUCGGCUGGGGAAAGAGACGCUUUUGUAUUUGCUCAGGCUUGCCCGCUCGUGUCCGUUGAGGGAAGUUCGAGCCCGGGCCAACGAGCUGCUGAGGGCCGCCCAGGAGCAAGGGAUUGAAGUUCCUCGGGCGCUGGCUUCCGGUCCCAGUGCCUUUAUUCCUGCUAAACAGAUAUUGAAAGACGGGCCGGACCAGGACAUCCUGAUCGAGUCUUUCCUGUCGCUGGGCCGCGUGGACCAUGUUACCAUGGUGAUGGCACUGCACCCCGCCUACCUCAGCUGCUUCCUGAGGACCCAGCAUGCCUUGUUGGAGAUGGACGGACCCCUGCCUCGACAUUGGAGACACUACAUCGCCAUCAUGGCCGCUGCGCGCCAUCACUGCUCCUACGUGGUUCAGCAGCACAGCGCCAGCUUCCUGCAGGCCGGAGGAGAUGAAAGCUGGCUGAGCGGACUGCAGAACGCCCCCGCCAAACUGAGGAGCCUGAACGCCCUCAACAAGCUGUUGGCCCACAGACCUUGGCUCAUAACACAGCUCCACAUCCAGGAGUUGGUGUACCCAGGCGCCGAGCUGCGCUGGUCGCUGGCCGAGCUGAUCCACGCCGUCAUCCUGAUGGCUCACGCCCACGCACUCUCAUCUUUCGUGUGGGGCUGCGGUCUCAACCCUGAGGCGGACCACGUUGGCGGCCACACCUUUCGGCCGCCUUCACCCGGACACCCCACCCGUAGUCCUCGCAGCCCCCACAGCCCCGCGUGUGAGGACGGACGGCAAGAGGUGGACGGCGCUGUGGAAGUGGAGGUGCUGAUGAAGAGGAUGGUGGAGCUGCAGGAGCAGCAAGAAGAAGAAUGUACACAAGAGGAGAUGGUCACGCGCUUUGAGAGGGAGCGCAGCGAAAGCAUCCCUACUGCGGUGGUACGAGGGGCGCCCCCGGAGAGGCUCCUUCACUUGAUGGAGGAUCCGAACUUCAGAUACGAAGACUUUGCACCCAGAGGAGAGCAGGCUCCGCCCACCAUGAGAGCCCAGGACUACUCGUGGGAGGACCACGGCUACUCGCUGGUCAACAGACUGCUGCCAGAUAUGGGGCAACUACUGGACGAGAAAUUCCAGGUGGUGAGCAACCUGACCUAUCACAGGAUGGCUAUGCACGAGGGCGUUGACACCCACACGCUGAGGAAAGCCUUGUGGAACUACAUUCAUUGUCUUUAUGGAAUAAGAUACGACGACUACGACUACGGUAGCGUCAACGUCCUGCUGGAGCGAUCCUUGAAGGUUUUUGUCAAAACGAUGGCCUGCCAUCCCGAGCAGACCACCGCGCGCAUCUAUCACGCUUUCUGGAGGCACUUCAGGCACUCGGAGAAGGUCCACGCCAACCUCAUCGUGUUGGAGGCUCGCCUGCAGGCGGCGCUGUUGUACACGCUGCGAGCCAUCACCCACUAUAUGAGAUGA
This is a messenger RNA of Nerophis lumbriciformis (worm pipefish), 1656 nucleotides long. NCBI's taxonomy places the organism in Eukaryota, Metazoa, Chordata, Actinopteri, Syngnathiformes, Syngnathidae. The record is from RefSeq and is a predicted model, not a curated record.